CGGAUUACAUUAACGCGGCAAUAGCCCAGAUUUGCUUCACCUACCCAAUGACAUUCACCUACCGUGGUGAUGCAUUUCUGGACGGAGACAGUCCAAUAGCAGUAGAGCUCGGUGCAGCAGCAUAGCGGGGAGGCGAGGUGAUUGGAGAAUCAGCUAAUGUUCGCCACGGAUCAUUCAGGGUACAUGACCGACCGAACCGGAAUGAUGAAAUGAAAACGACAGAAAAAGCUUCGUUGGCCAACCUAAUUUGCUAUGUGCUGUUAUCUCAUGAAACAAACACAAUCAACUUUCCUGUUUCGGGUGACUGAGCGAGCAACAGAUGAGUGACAUCACGGACGCCCUGCUUCACUUGGUGGAGAUCUGAAUUCCGGGAGAGCGAGGUCCCCACCCAGGUAUUGAACAGGUGUGAGAAAGAUGCUUGGCACUGGCUCAGAGCCCAGAGGAGUGGUGGAGGAAUGGCUGUCAGAAUUCAAGACCCUACCAGAAACCCACAUCUCCACCUACGCUGGCAGUCUCCAUCUGAAGAAGUGUCUGGUGCCGGCUCUCUACAGAGUCAUCCAGGACAGCAGCAGCGAGCUCCUGGAGCCAGUGUGUCACCAGUUGUUUGAGUUGUACCGGAGCUCUGAGGACCGCUUGAGACGUUUCACAUUGCAGUUUCUCCCUGAGCUGGUCUGGGUGUACCUCCGCAUCACAGCCAGCAGAGACCGCCAGAGCAACGGCUGCAUAGAGGCCCUGCUGCUAGGCAUAUACAACCUGGAGAUUGUGGAUAAAGAUGGAAACAGCAAGCUGCUGUCAUUCACCAUCCCCUCCUUGUCCAAGCCCUCGAUGUACCACGAGCCCUCCAGUCUCGGCUCGAUGGGUCUAACAGAGGGAGCUUUAAGCCAUCAUGACCUUAUCAGGGUGGUCUACAGUGGACUGCACCCUCAGAGAGAGACCUUCACUGCCCAGAACAGGUUUGAGGUUCUGUGUUUCCUCAUGCUGUGCUACAACUCUGCUGUGGUCUACAUGCCUCUGUCCUCCUACCAAGCCGUCUGCCGGAUGAGUUCACGGUUGUGUGUUUGUGGUUUUCCACGGCAGCAACAGAAGUUGUGGAGAGAGCCGUGUAACAGAGUGGUUCUUGAACCAGAGUUCAUGGUCCAGAUGUUAACUGCUGUCUACCAUGCCAUAUACAAUGGAGAGUGGGAGAUGGGGAAGGAAGCUCUGGAAGACAUCCUCUACAGAGCCCAGCUGGAGCUCUAUUCUCAGCCUCUACUGCUGGGUAACGCUAUGAUGAGUUCCCUGCCAGAUAGCGCGCCCGACGAGACCCUGGGACGGAAGGUGCUCCAGGUAGAGGUCACCCCAACUGUCAGCCGCAUCUCUCGCUCCGCCAUCACCGCCGCGUCCAUCAGACGACACCGCUGGAAAAGAGAGGAUUGUUUUGACUCAAACGAAGCAGACCUCCACAUCACCGUCACACCUAGCCACACCUCAUGGGAUCCCGCAACCAGUGGAGAGCAAGGCGGGAGGGGCUACAGAAGCAUACCCCCUGUGGCAUUGGAGGAUGCUGAUGGGAUGAGUGUAGGAGAGGACUCGUUCAAUCUCAAUGACCCAGAUGAAGGUUUCUCCUCGGGAGCGUCCAACAGCAGCCAGCCCAGCGCCACCAAGCUAGGGGGCCCAGCGCCCAGGGCGGGGAGCCAGAGGAGCAGCGCUGUCAGGAAGACUGUCACCGCCAGACUGUCCCGGGAGAGAGACAGAGACAGGGAGAAGGAGCUGAUGCAGAGAGAGAAGGAGUUGGAGAAAAUGAAAGAACAGGAGAGAGUGCGGGAGAGGGAGAGAGAGCUGGAGAGAGCGAGGGAGAGGGAGAGGGAGCGAGUGAGGAUGGCGGAAAAUCGCAGAGAGCUAUUCUCAGAUAUCCAGGCCAUGCCCACAGCUCUGAGGCGACGCCAGCAGGCCCCUCCCAUUCCACCGCCCUCCGCUCCGCUCACCAUGGACACAAUCGAGAUCGAGCUUAGUCCAAUCAAUAAGCAGAUGUCCUCCCCUGGCCCUGCCUCCAGCCCCUCCCCCUGCCCUUUGGUCAGAACCGUCAGCUCCUCCUCCUCCAAGUCACUGUAUGAAGGUGUGAACAUGAACCUGAAUGGCGGCAGCAGCAGAGGGGGUGAUUUUGGGGGUUCAGGGGGGCUGGAGGGUGCUUUGGGUGGGAUGGGGGCCAGCGCCGGGGGCGGGGCCCACCGCUACUCCACCAUCAGCCUGCAAGAGGAGGUGCUGGCCCGGCCUGAGGAGAACCAGGAGUUACUUUCCCCUGGAGCUCCUCUCACCAAGCAGUCCCGCUCUCCCAGCUUUAACAUGCAGAUCAUAUCACAGGUGUAGCAUGGCCCAGCGUGGUCAGGACGGGGGGGUCUCUCUCUCGCUCACACACACACACACCCUUCUCACACACAAACACACACCUUUAGACAUACUUUAGGCAAAUAUACUGACCUUUAUACAGUAUUUAGACCAGUCAGGCUGUCCUACUGUACAUACCUGUCUCCACCACAUCUCUACCUAAAGACCCAGGAAUACCAGGGUCAAAGGUUAAAGGUAGGUGUCCUGGGUUGUGUACAGUCAGGCAGUGCUGGAAGUUAAAAUGACAACCGGACCAAAUACACUACCUGUGUAAUAUUAUGAUGUACUGUCGGUAUACAUCGUUUUUGACCAAACGGAGCAUUCCUCCUAUGACUGAUACCCCAACCAGAAGGUUACUGGUAGACAGAGGUCCUGAAGACGAGAGACAGAUCCUUUUAUAAGAGCUAGUGGUCUAAUUUAACAUUUCAAAGAUGAAUGACUGACUGAACCGGUCCAUGUCGACUCCGCAAUAAGAGGCUCAUCUUGGAGUUGAUCACUGUGUUCUGCAGUCCGCCCUGUUCAUCCGUGGGCGAUGUGCAAUCUGUUCUCUACUGACUAGUUGUUCUUGUGGAGAACAUCUGGGUUUUUGUUAGGUGGGAAAAUCAAAGCCCCGUCAAAAGUUAUGAUUUUAGAGGCAAGACCAAGAGAUGAUAAGUUUAAUUUACUCCAAUAAGUAGAUUUUGUUUAUUUAUAAAUUAUGCUGAAACUAUAUUAUUUUGACUUCUGUGAUUAAGUUGAUCAUUGUCCAGCUCCUGAUACUUUUUAAUCAACAAAAAAAUUAAUUUUCUUAUAGUUUUGUGUUAUUGUGACUUCAUGCUGUAUCUACGUUUUAAACAUAAAGAGGCCUACAACACGAAGUUAUCUGCUGAUGUGCCGAUCCAUGAUUGAAAGAAAACCCAAACCUCUUCAUCAAUCUAUGGAAAAACUGGACAUUCUAUUGAAACAGACCAUCUUGAUUGAACACACUGGAGAAAUGGAUCCUGUUAACUAAACUUUAGAAAGACUGAACACGCUGGAGAAAUGGAUUCUGUUAACUAAACUAUAGAAAGACUGAACACGCUGGAGAAAUGGAUCCUGUUAACUAAACUAUAGAAAGACUGAACACGCUGGAGAAAUGGAUCCUGUUAACUAAACUUUAGAAAGACUGAACACGCUGGAGAAAUGGAUUCUGUUAACUAAACUAUAGAAAGACUGAACACGCUGGAGAAAUGGAUCCUGUUAACUAAACUAUAGAAAGACUGAACACGCUGGAGAAAUGGAUCCUGUUAACUAAACUAUAGAAAGACUGAACACGCUGGAGAAAUGGAUUCUGUUAACUAAACUAUAGAAAGACUGAACACGCUGGAGAAAUGGAUCCUGUUAACUAAACUAUAGAAAGACUGAACACGCUGGAGAAAUGGAUUCUGUUAACUAAACUAUAGAAAGACUGAACACGCUGGAGAAAUGGAUCCUGUUAACUAAACUAUAGAAAGACUGAACACGCUGGAGAAAUGGAUCCUGUUAACUAAACUAUAGAAAGACUGAACACGCUGGAGAAAUGGAUCCUGUUAACUAAACUACAGAAAGACUGAACACGCUGGAGAAAUGGAUCCUGUUAACUAAACUAUAGAAAGACUGAACACGCUGAAA
This is a messenger RNA of Esox lucius (northern pike), 3993 nucleotides long. RefSeq names its product protein FAM126B. Gene Ontology annotation, cellular component: plasma membrane. The record is from RefSeq and is a predicted model, not a curated record. The transcript is spliced from 13 exons. Lineage: Eukaryota; Metazoa; Chordata; Actinopteri; Esociformes; Esocidae. Gene Ontology annotation, biological process: protein localization to plasma membrane; phosphatidylinositol phosphate biosynthetic process. The coding region runs from base 415 to 2346 and encodes 643 amino acids.